Molecule: messenger RNA, 615 nt
Organism: Nakaseomyces glabratus
Lineage: Eukaryota; Fungi; Ascomycota; Saccharomycetes; Saccharomycetales; Saccharomycetaceae
Source: RefSeq, a predicted model, not a curated record
AUGUACGGCGUGUUCUCUGUGCGUGUGCGUGGCACUAACUCUAACACCUUAAACAUGAGCACAUCGAGGAACCCGCAAGACUAUCGAAACACGGGCAGGCUCAGAAAUACCUGCAGGUCGAGCCCUCUUCUCUUGGAAAAGUCCGAUAUUUCGGUAACUUGCCCCGUCUACCUGUUUCUUCUUAUGUUGAGCACGCCUCCCGUCAGAAACUGGCGCAGGUGUCCACCUCUUAGGGCGGGAAGUCAUGUCCCUUUGCUCGGGUUUCGCGAUGUUUCUCCCAGAGCCCCCGGGCGAAUGGAAACGGUUUGCUAUGAGACGGUGAUAUUCCCCGUGUGGGCUGCGAGUUUUGUAAGUGGCAGAGAACCCCCCACGCACAAUCCACAAGCAAUCGAGAAUGAAACGGGAAUCAUGGCCCACCCCCCUUCAACACCGUGCUACAGCCGCGUCAUGACUUGUGUAGUGCAUUGUAUACGCUGGUAUCACAUGUUAUACAUGUGUUCGUUUCAUAUGUUUCAUCAUAUGACUUCCCGUUUACAUGUACCUCAUCGCGUCCUGUCCUUUGGUGUUUUCCAUAGUAUAGUAAAUAUAUUACACCAUGAUUAUGCACCAUCUUGA